AUGACGACCCCGUCCCGUCCAUCCCCUCCCCUUGGUGUGCUCCAGAACAGGCAGGCUCUGCUGACACGAUGUGCAGAGCAGACCCUGCAUUUGAUGCUGCCUGUUUCUGGCCUCACCUGGUUCCUCUCUGCUGUCAGCAGUGGAGAGGAGGCCAUUCGGGACUCACCUGGCUCCCAGCUGUCAGGUCCAACAGUUCUCAGACACUUCCCCGGCUCUGAAAACUUCCCUCCCUCUGGAAAAGAUGAAUUGCCUGCCUGCAUGGUCAAUGCUGCAUCAAAGCAAGGCUUUUCUAUAUAUAUUGAUGAACCAGAAGAGAAAGAAAACUACAACUACCCAGUGGUGGAAGAGCUGGAGUCUAGCCUGUGUGAACUGGAUACUAGUGCAAUGACAUCCAAUAUUCACCUACUGUUGGAUCUGAGUACAGGGUCUCCUAUGCUGGUGGACACAUCCUUCCAGACCCAACCUGAGGAUCAGAUGGGAGAUGCAAUAACUGUAAUGACUGUGGGGGAGUAUGCAGAAGACAUCCAUCGGUACCUCCGAGAAGCUGAAGUAAAAUACAGGCCCAAGCCCUACUAUAUGAGAAAGCAGCCAGAUAUCACAACAGGAAUGCGUGCUAUCUUGGUAGAUUGGCUUGUGGAAGUGGGGGAAGAGUACAAACUUCGGACAGAGACCUUGUACUUGGCCGUGAACUUCCUGGACAGGUUUCUUUCCUGCAUGUCUGUCCUCAGAGGGAAGCUGCAACUUGUAGGAACAGCAGCAAUUCUUCUGGCUGCGAAAUAUGAGGAGAUUUACCCACCAGAAGUAGAUGAAUUUGUGUACAUAACGGAUGAUACAUACACAAAGAGGCAGCUGCUGAAAAUGGAACACCUGCUUCUCAAAGUGCUGGCUUUUGACUUAACGGUGCCAACCAUCAAUCAGUUCCUCCUCCAAUAUAUUCAGAGGCAUGGAGUCUGCAUCAGGACGGAGAACUUUGCAAGGUAUCUUGCAGAACUGAGUCUCCUUGAAGCUGAUCCAUUUCUGAAGUACCUUCCUUCACAAACUGCUGCAGCAGCCUACUGUCUAGCAAACUAUACAGUGAACAGGCGGUUCUGGCCGGAAUCACUUGCUGCGUUUACUGGGUAUUCACUAAGUGAGAUAGUGCCUUGCCUGACUGACCUACAUAAAGCAUGCCUUGAUGCUCCCCGUUGCCAACUGCAAGCAAUUAAGGAAAAGUACAAGCUCUCAAAGUACCUGCAGGUGUCUCUUUUAGAGCCUCCAGCAGUUCUUCCUCUGCAAUGAAGAUGGUGGAUCUUGGACUUGAACUAUUCCCUCCGAAUCAACAUAGCUGGUCUAACAUUUCAUAGAGCACUGCAGGUCAUGUGUCUAACCAUGGUGUUAAGAAAGUU
Molecule: messenger RNA, 1385 nt
Organism: Tinamus guttatus (white-throated tinamou)
Lineage: Eukaryota; Metazoa; Chordata; Aves; Tinamiformes; Tinamidae
Gene: CCNA1
Product: cyclin A1
Biological process (GO): mitotic cell cycle phase transition
Molecular function (GO): cyclin-dependent protein serine/threonine kinase regulator activity
Source: RefSeq, a predicted model, not a curated record